Molecule: messenger RNA, 896 nt
Organism: Ipomoea nil (Japanese morning glory)
Lineage: Eukaryota; Viridiplantae; Streptophyta; Magnoliopsida; Solanales; Convolvulaceae
Product: putative F-box/LRR-repeat protein 23
Exons: 2
Coding region: 30-896 (288 amino acids)
Molecular function (GO): protein binding
Source: RefSeq, a predicted model, not a curated record
UAACACCACGCCAGUGACCAGUACAGACAAUGGCAGAUACAGCGGUGCCGUGGGUGGAUCUUCCGCGGGAGGUAACGGCAAACAUUCUGCAGAGGCUGAGUGUGGAGGAUAUUUUCCAGAGCGCACAGGUGUGUACUGUCUGGUGGAGGCUAUUGCAAGAUCCCUCCAUGUGGCGCUAUGUUGACUUGUGGAAUCUAGAAGCUGAGCCGGGUAAAGUACGGGACUGGGAUAAAAUUUGCAGAGUAGUAGUGAAUCGCAGUGAGGGCCAACUUAUUUCCAUCAAACUAAGCCACUUUGCUACUGAUCGUCUUCUCUUCUACAUUGCUCAGAGAGCAAAACAGCUGAGACAUCUUGGUAUUAGGUCCAGAGAUGUUUCUGAUAGAGGUUUUAGUAAAGCUGUGAAAGGGUUUCCACUAUUGGAAGAGCUACAACUUAAAUACACUGCCAUUUCUAUACGGGGAAUUGAAGCUGCUGGACGGUCUUGCCCUUUCCUCAACUCAUUUUCCUUUAUCAAGAAUCUUAGUGGAGACGAGUCAUCUGAUGACGGGGAGGCUGUUGCCAUUGCAGAAAACAUGCAUGGCUUGAAACACCUUACACUUGAUGGAAAUGAAAUGUUAGAAAAAGGCUUGGAGGCCAUCCUUGAUGCUUGUCCUCUCCUUCAAUCGCUCAACUUACACCACUGUGAUUAUCUUAGGCUUGAAGGGGAGUUGUGGAAGAGAUGCUCUCUACAGAUUAAGGACUUGAACUACACUGACGAUUAUCCCGCUUAUUUACAAAAUCCUUAUUUAUAUAUCUCAGAUGACUUUGAUGAAAUGGUCUGUGAACCCAUAGAUUGGAUAGACAUGGUCUGUGAACCCAGUCUACACAUUAUGCGCCCUUUAAACAUCAGGGACUAA